Molecule: messenger RNA, 1607 nt
Organism: Exserohilum turcica Et28A
Lineage: Eukaryota; Fungi; Ascomycota; Dothideomycetes; Pleosporales; Pleosporaceae
Exons: 3
Coding region: 1-1551 (516 amino acids)
Molecular function (GO): protein binding
Source: RefSeq, a predicted model, not a curated record
AUGGCAUCGUCUUUUAGUACCUUAACUUUGGGGCCAACAAUUCGACAACUGCCCACCGAAAUACUGCACCAUAUAGCCUCUUUCCUGGUUCCUGACACGACAUUGCAUGUCAUGGAGGGCAUGGGUAUCAGCUUUGCCGAAGGCAUGCCCCCCCGCACAAGAUUCGCCUGUGAGCUUUCAGCGCUGCGACAUUUCGCACUCGUUUGUCGGCGAUUUCGCGCAGUAGCCGAACGUAUACUCUACCGAGACAUAUGUCUUCCGGAACCUUCGCUUGCCAAAGUUUUUGGUCUGUUCCAGUAUCCAGUGUCUUCCGUACCGUACCUGGCUCGUACACUGAUGGAGAGACCAGAUCUCGCCGCUCACACAGUAUCACUCAAGGUAUGGAUUGGAGACCGGCGACUAGUUGCAAGAGCAGACGAGCCAGACCUAUACGAAACAAAUCCUUAUUAUAGCAUAUUCAAGGCUGCCUGUGCACACCUACAAAAUCUCACAAUGACGCUUGACAAGCGCGGUCUCUGGUUGCACGAACUACGCAAAUACCAACAACUCGACAUUACCGCUGUGGUUAUUAGUCUGCUUCCACGACUCAAAUCUCUCGAACUAAUGUGGCCCUGGUCGCUCAGGCGUCUAUUCUCUAGUGUAGAUGCUCGUGGCAGGGACCGUCCAUUCCACGAACAACCAAACUAUUCAUGCCUGGACAUAGCGCUUCGCCACAGCUCCAUAUCGUCGAUAUAUAUUGCUUCCCAUGCGCCCAUCAAGACAUUCCCCACAGCCUCGCUGACUACGCUGGCCGAGACUACUGCCAUACUCCCCAACGUCCGCAGUCUGACAGUGACACUAAACGUUAAUCUCGUAAGGCUCAUCCCCUUUGACAUUGCCAUGCGAAGGAUGCACCCCAUGGCCGGCCUACAAAUCUUCCUCGGACGCAUGGUCCCCAACCUCAGGGCCUUUGCGAUCGAACCUCCCAAAGGCACAGAGCCACACUUCUCCCAGCAAUACGACCGAUGGGGCGGGAAAAUUACUGCGUCCCGCAUGGACAAAGACCCCCAGGAUCUAGAGUGCAAUUCUUCUCCGAAUGUGUUCCCCGGGAACACCUUCUGGACGUCCUUACUUGCCACCUUGCAGCCAGUCGAAACCCAAUUGCUGCAUCUCUCGUUGCCGGCAAACUGGUACUCGUCGACUGGCAGGCUUUUCAAGCCGAUGCCCAUUCUACGCCGCUUUCGCAGGCUCAAGUCGCUGCAUCUUCCCAAGGUCGCUAUCAUUUGUAAUCCGUACGCGCGAGACUACGACAAGGAUAACAACGUGAGGCAUGCGGUUACUUUCUUGCCGCACGGACUGGAGAAGCUCACUCUUACGCAGGCGGAUACUGAGACGUGUAUAUGGGUGCAAGAGGGACUUUGUGCGAAGUAUUUGUUGCCGAGGUUGAGAGAGGUUCACUUGGUGUUUCGGGAAGACUACUGGCCGAUUUUGCCGUCUGGAUUUGCAGACGAUGUGAGGGAAGCGGGUGUUAGGGUAUUCAUGCAGUGGAAGGGGCGUUGUACGGAUGUUUGAAGAGGUAGUCUUGAGCGACAUGCGUCCGGAUCUUUGUCUUACUAUUGUAGGAUGUC